Molecule: messenger RNA, 696 nt
Organism: Alternaria alternata
Lineage: Eukaryota; Fungi; Ascomycota; Dothideomycetes; Pleosporales; Pleosporaceae
Product: RRS1-domain-containing protein
Exons: 2
Coding region: 1-696 (231 amino acids)
Biological process (GO): endonucleolytic cleavage in ITS1 to separate SSU-rRNA from 5.8S rRNA and LSU-rRNA from tricistronic rRNA transcript (SSU-rRNA, 5.8S rRNA, LSU-rRNA); ribosomal large subunit biogenesis; ribosomal large subunit export from nucleus
Cellular component (GO): nucleolus; nucleus; preribosome, large subunit precursor
Molecular function (GO): protein binding
Source: RefSeq, a predicted model, not a curated record
AUGUCAGACACAGAAAUGGACGGCGGCGUCGCGCUAGGUGCUGUUUCCCCCACGCAUUCUCACCUCGUCGACGAAAUCAACGGAGGCGCCAUGGACGUUCACGCCAACGGCGCAGCUUCCGUCGCAGACUCGACCGUCUCCAGCCGACUCCCCAUCGCCGUGAACAAGCCCACGCCUUUUACUUUUGACCUGGGAAACCUGCUCGCAAACGACCCAAACCCCGUCCCUGCCAGCGCCGACGAAGCAACUCUCACUGCAACGGCCCGCGAUGCUGCACAGGCCCUCAUCAACCAGCUUCUCUCUACCUGCGAAAUCAAGUCAAACUCAGAGGGCGUGCACCUUGUCCUCCCUGCGCCAACCACACCUCUACCCCGCGAGAAGCCCAUCCCUACAGCGGCUGAGAAGACCAAGUGGGAGAAGUUCGCUGCGAAGAAGGGUAUCAAGGACAAGAAGCGCGACGGCAAGCUUGUAUACGACGAGGCUUCUGGCGAGUGGGUACCCAAAUGGGGUUACAAGGGCAAGAACAAGGAGGGUGAGAACGACUGGCUGGUCGAGGUUGACGAGAAGAAGGAAGCCAAGACAGGUACGGCCCACGAUGCGAGGGCGGAUAGUCGGAAAGAGCGAAAAGAGAGGAUCAGGCGCAAUGAGAGGAAGGAACGGGCGAACAGCAUCAAGUCUCGAAAGACUGGUGCGUAA